Dicentrarchus labrax (European seabass) is the source of this 3342-nucleotide messenger RNA. Its product is annotated as alpha-1,6-mannosyl-glycoprotein 2-beta-N-acetylglucosaminyltransferase-like. Gene Ontology annotation, molecular function: alpha-1,6-mannosylglycoprotein 2-beta-N-acetylglucosaminyltransferase activity. Gene Ontology annotation, biological process: oligosaccharide biosynthetic process; protein N-linked glycosylation. The transcript is spliced from 2 exons. The record is from RefSeq and is a predicted model, not a curated record. Lineage: Eukaryota; Metazoa; Chordata; Actinopteri; Moronidae. Gene Ontology annotation, cellular component: Golgi stack; Golgi membrane. Bases 267 to 1496 code for a protein of 409 amino acids.
UGGGCAAGAAGGAGCUGCUUAACAAGAGACACAGGAAGACAGGUAGAUCUGCAGAGAGCGGAAUCAUCCACAAAGGUUCAACACCAACCUCCAUCUGCAAAGCUUCAUCUCCCUGCUUCUCUACCUAUCCUUCAGUAUGGUGGCAGAAAACAAGUGACUGUUUGGCAAGUGACACGGGUUUCAAGUGGAAAGACAGUCCUGCGAGAGGAGAAGCAGCCAUCAAGACAAGUUUGACAUUUGUUUUACGAGGAGUCACGCGAUAGAAAAUGAGGUUUCGGUUACACAAAAAGAAUCUGCUUGCGCUGCUGGGUGUUUCCUUCGCAGUUGUGACUCUCCUGUCUUCAACACGUGUGCUAUUAGUUUCCGACAAUGACACCAGUGGAAUUGGUCAUGUUCCAUGUGUGAAGUUUAACUUCGGUUCCCUCCUACUAUUGACUCAGUCAAUUUACAGUGCCAAUUACAAGCAGUGUGUUCAAAAUGCAGAUAGGUUUCCAGGGGAGCCUCAGCUGGUGCUGGUUGUGCAGGUCCACAACAGGCCUGAGUACCUCAGGCUGCUCAUCAAGUCACUGGAGAAAGCUGCUGAGGUCCACAGCUUCCUCCUCAUCUUUAGCCAUGACUAUUUUUCAGAGGAAAUAAACGCCAUUGUGCAAGGGAUAACUUUCUGCAAAGUACUGCAGAUUUAUUUCCCUUUCAGCACUCAGCUGUAUCCAGGAGAGUUUCCUGGGCAGGAUCCACGAGACUGCCCUCGGGACAUAUCCAAGGCCGACGCUCUCAAAACAGGAUGCCGCAACGCAGAACACCCGGACUCCUAUGGACACUACAGGGAGGCCUUCAUCACUCAAACCAAACACCACUGGUGGUGGAAGCUGCACUUUGUGUGGGAGCGAGUGCAGGCGAUGCAGGGCUACACUGGCUUUGUACUCUUUCUGGAGGAGGACAACUACAUCUUACCUGACUUCUUCCAUUUCUAUAAAUUAAUGAUUGAGUUCAAAAAGAGCAGCUGCCCAGACUGUGACAUGCUGGCUUUGGCUAACCACAAUGGCCUGACUGAUUUUAACACACUGACCAAUAAGGUGUUGACCACUGGGUGGAUGUCCACUAAACACAACAUAGGCAUGGCCAUCUCCAGGGAGGUGUAUUACAAACUGAUGGGCUGCAACAACGAGUUCUGCACCUACGACGACUACAACUGGGACUGGACCCUGAGGUACCUCUCGGGAACCUGCAUAUCAAAGCCCCUCAAAGUGCUCGCGGCACAGGGCUCCAGGGUUCUCCACACAGGAGACUGUGGCCUUCACCAGAAGGAAAACUGCAGGCCCGAAUGGGCCUCACAGAAGGUCGAGGAGGGCCUUCAAGCGGCCAAGGAGGGCCUCUUUCCGCCAUCUCUUGUUCUUAGUGGUGCAGAGGCAGUGGAGCACAAGGCGCACAUGAAGAACGGAGGAUGGGGAGACGUUCGAGACCAUAUUCUGUGCAUUAACUACGGCAAACGUCUUUGAACUAUAACUUUUCUCUAAGUAAUGUGGGUAAAAUGUUCAUUGGUAUUCUGCAGAUGUGCCAUUCAUACACAACUUUUCAGGGUUUCAGAGGUUGCGGUGUGUUGGGUUUUCUCUUUGAGGGUCUUCCUGCGAGGUCUUCCAAGAAGUAGGACCAAAUCAAGUCCACGCAUGUUGCAUGCACACAGCGAGACUUGGACUUCUUUCUUAAAUCUUUUAUUUUCAUUCACCAAAGCUGCAAAGUUGCCAAAGACUCUUGUUAAUAUUUGUGAUAUGUAUAAUCAUGCUGGCUCAGUCACGCUGUUCAAUUUCAUGUGACCAGGUUUGUUUAUCUCUGGGUGUCUUACAGGCCAAAACAUUAGAUUAGAUUUAUUGCACAGGGAUGGGAAACAAGAGUAAACCAUAUCAGUGUGCAUAUUCACACACACACACACACACACACACACACACACACACACACACACACACACACACAUUUUCACUUAUAUAUUUACAAAUAUAUUUCCUUAGCUGAGAACAGCACAGGAUGUUAAUUAAAAGGUUCAGUGGGUUGGUUUGUGGUGAAUUCAUGUCAUACUUUCAUGAACCAUCUUGUUGCUAUGUUUUAAAAAAAAAUUUAAUGGUACAGUUUCAAGUGCAACAACAAAAAAGGCACGUGUAAUGUACUGUCUGUACAUUACACGUGCCUUUUUUGUUGUUGCAUAGGUUUAUUGAAAAUGUGUAUGACAAUCCGAAAUAUUUGGGAAGGUUGAGGUUUAUACAGUAACUGUUUCUUUGAAGUUGAUCUUUAAUGUCAAAAUGAUAUCAUGUACAUAAUGGCAUACGUGUUACUGAAUGUAACCUUCAGCUUCUGUCUGCUAUAACCAGGGGUCUUUAUUUUUUCAGUUUUUGAGGUGAGGUCAACUGACACCACUUCAAUCAGUCUCCUACUCCCUGCUGGAUUGAUCCCUGGUUGCAACAAUGAGAGCUGGCCUGAUACGGCAUUUUCUUUUAGUUGUGAUUGUGUAUUUGCUUUCUGAUUGGUGAAAUGCGACCUUUUUGGAGUAUUGUUCUGAGAGAUUUCGUUUAGAAUAAAUUGUACUGAGAUUUUAUAAGAAGGAAAGACAGAUGUGUUUCUUCUGGCAUUAUUUUUAAUAGCUAGUGACACUUAUUAUUAAAUAGUCAAACUAUAGUUGAAGCUGCCUUUUUACAGUGUAAAGUAAUGACCGCAUGAACACAUUAUCAGCCUUAAAGCUGACCAUAAGUGCGUUCCUUACUUUGUGCCUAAAGUUGUUUAAAAGAGAUUUUUGAAGGAGCACUGAUAACAGAAUACUUCUAUGCAUGUGUCAGUGCUGGGGACUUGUAGUUCUCCUGAUAGAUAUUUUUGUAGUGUCUGUAUUCAUGAGAUUUUUGAGGGAAAAUGGAAUGUGAAUGUUAAUUUCACACAAAUCUUCACCGUACAGUCAGGUAAAAGGAUUGCCGCACUCGUAAGAGGUGACAACAGCUCCAGAAGAGUGGUUCAACCUCAUGUUGGUGCACCUGAGCGUGCCUUAUGGAGAUUACUGCUCAAGAAAUACAAAAAGAAUGUGAUAAUGAAAUCGAUGAUCUUCUAUUUUAUGUUGAAAAGUACAAUCAGUUCUUAAGGGCCGUGGCAAAGGGGGCCUUAUACACAAAGAUGAUUUGUGACAAUGACAUGUCACUCACAUGUACGGGAUGUUUGAUGAUUCCUCAGUUGGUGAGAUGUACAGUUGCUGAGAAUAAGACCAACUGUUUUUUUGCUUGUUUCUUUCUGAUAAUCACUUGAAAUAGAUGUUCACUGUUUACUCAAUGUUUGCCAAAUGGGGGAAAAAAAUAAAAGGCUGAAAUUGCA